AUGGAGACCAAAAAAGCGUUUUCCAUUUCACUGCUAAACACUGGACUAGUUCUUGUGAUUCGUACUACUUACUAUACGCAUACUAAGCAGAACUUUAAAAAGGCUGUACAAAUGUUUUCAUUCAAUCUGCUAAAUUAUGAUCAGUCGUUUUUCAUGCUGUAUGUAAUCUCAAUGAUACUUCCAGUUGUAGUAAUGAUAAUGCUGUUUGGCAACGUCUAUUCCAAUAAGAUGAGCAAUUCCCAAUUUGUAUCCAAGGUUGUUAUGAGACAUCUGGUUUUUGGAUAUUUAACAAUGUCAAUAAUCUACGUUAUAAACGUCCUUAAUGAUUAUGUAUUUUUGUCGUACUAUUCUACAAAAAAUCUAGAAAACUACAAUGAGUGGCACAAGUACGUUCUCCACUUCAUCCUUACACCCGUGUUUUUCCUGGAUUCGAUAUAUAGUAUUGAAAUCGAAAAAAUUAAAUAUGAAAACGUUGAUAGGAAUCUAACAUUCAAUAAGAGCUAUUACUAUCUUGCCCAGGUAUUCUUUGGAUCGUAUCUGGUGUAUGCCCUGCUUGUGGUUCUCUUCCUCGACAAUCAACUUGUGGAGCUAUUCUAUGCCCUGUUCAGCAUCAAAAGUAUCAACAAAACUUCGAAAAUCUCAGAGUAUCUGGUAUGUCUGAUUAAUGAUGUAAUAGUCUGUGUUUUUGUGUCCUUGGCCGUGGGAAUCGUUGACCAGGGCAUUACCAUUAUACGGUUCACAACACUGUUUAAAAUAUACUCGAGCGGGACUUCCAUAAAAAACGAAUAUGUCGUAAAAUAA
Messenger RNA from Vittaforma corneae ATCC 50505, 801 nucleotides. RefSeq lists its product as uncharacterized. The transcript has a single exon. Bases 1 to 801 code for a protein of 266 amino acids. NCBI's taxonomy places the organism in Eukaryota, Fungi, Microsporidia, Nosematidae. The record is from RefSeq and is a predicted model, not a curated record.